Molecule: messenger RNA, 4416 nt
Organism: Felis catus (domestic cat)
Lineage: Eukaryota; Metazoa; Chordata; Mammalia; Carnivora; Felidae
Gene: RAB31
Product: RAB31, member RAS oncogene family
Exons: 9
Coding region: 367-999 (210 amino acids)
Molecular function (GO): GTP binding; GTPase activity
Source: RefSeq, a predicted model, not a curated record
GAGGUUAGACCCGAAGUCCCGGGAGGAGCCGGCCGGCGGCCACGUGACCGACCGCGGCGGGGCCGGCGGCCCAGAAAUAGCAGCGGCGGCGGUCCCGCCCGCGGGCUGCCGCGAGCGAAAGGCGGAGACUGGAGGACGCAGGCUGGGCGCGGGCGCGGCGCGGCCCCGGCCCCGGAGGAUGCUGAGCCCCUGCCCGGUCCGGCCCCGAGCACAUGAUGGCGAUACGGGAGCUCAAAGUGUGUCUUCUCGGGGACACCGGGGUUGGGAAAUCAAGCAUUGUGUGUCGAUUUGUACAGGAUCACUUUGACCACAACAUCAGCCCGACCAUUGGGGCAUCUUUUAUGACCAAAACUGUGCCUUGUGGAAAUGAGCUUCAUAAGUUCCUCAUCUGGGACACUGCUGGGCAGGAACGGCCACGGGAAAUACAGGCCCGGCUCCAAGUGGCGCCGGCUAGGAGCCGACAGAACACAGGAUCCGAUUCGACAACACACAGAAUCUGCUCCUCACCCACUGCCGGAGGGAAACUGCUUCACUCUAUUGCACCUUUUCCUGCACCCACUCACUCGAGAACGAUUUUUUGUAGGAAUUCACCUGCAGUGGAAGAGGUUUCAUUCACUGGCUCCCAUGUACUAUCGUGGAUCCGCUGCAGCUGUCAUAGUAUAUGAUAUUACCAAACAGGAUUCAUUUCAUACCCUGAAGAAAUGGGUGAAAGAGCUGAAGGAGCAUGGUCCAGAAAACAUUGUAAUGGCUAUUGCUGGAAACAAGUGUGAUCUCUCAGACAUUAGGGAAGUUCCCCUGAAGGACGCUAAGGAAUAUGCCGAAUCCAUAGGUGCCGUCGUGGUUGAAACAAGUGCAAAAAAUGCUAUUAAUAUCGAAGAGCUCUUUCAAGGAAUCAAAUGGGGUAUCGCUGACUUGUAUGCUCCUCAAAGCAGUGUUCCAGAGACAAACGUGCCUGGGAGAAAGGAUACAGUAAAAGUGGUGAGAGUAAAAGCCCUUUAAGAAGGUCGCCAGAUCCCACCCUUGGACCCCCAUGAAAAUGGAAACAAUGGAGCCAUCAAACUUGGGAAGCCAGCCACGCAAGCCAGCCGGCGGUGCUGCUGACCCGUGGGCCAUGGUCCACAGUACUUGAAGAAGCCAGAGCCGACCUCCCAUUCUCGGCAGCCUGGCACCCCACAUAGGGAGAAGUGGGAUGCUGGCUUGGCAUCCUAGAAGACCUGCAGGGGUGGGGCAGGAACUGUCCCUGGGAAAGGCUUCUAGAAAAAUCCGCCACACUGCCACAAAAUGGCCUUUGGUGCAUGAAAUGCAAACGGGAGGGAACAGGUGUUAGGUCACGAGUACAACUGAUUUGGUAUUGUUGUUGUUGUUGUUAAAAACCUUAAAAUAUUCUUAAAUUUGUACAGCAGCCACAUCGGCUUAAUAUGUGUGAGAGUCCAAAGUGGUGAUCCAUUCUGAUUUCCUGUGCUCCCCAGCCCCAUUUCAUUAAGUUCUUCAGUGCCAUUGCCUCUGUUUCCUGACCAGCCUUCACUGAAAGGUUCAUUUAAUUUAAUUUAAUUUAAUUUAAUUUACCUUUCAAUGGAGUGUAAUUGGCCCAUCACUCAAGCUACAGACUUGAGCCAUGAUGAAAGUGGAGAAAGAUGCAUUAGAAACUGUUGUCUACAUCUCUUUUACUUGGUGCCCGUUUUCCUUCAGUCAUAUAUAAACACACCGAAUCUGCCUAAGAUAUCGCAUGCAAUUUUGGGAGUGGGAGGCCUAGUUUGAAAGAAUCAUUUAAGUAGUUACCGUGUAAGCGGUGACAGAUGUAGGAUAUAAAUAUUUUUCCAGAGACUGUCUGGUAUGAUCGUCUCCACAGUAAUAAACGCCUACCCUCUUAGGGAAGGUUAAUGCACAGACUAUGAUUUUACUAAGACAGUAUGUCACGGCGUCAUAUCUAGGGGGCAAAUUAACCAGGGGAUGUUCGAGUCUAGGUCUUAGGGCACACCCCGAAUAAUAUCAAUUAAUAGGUUACAGGAAAGCCAGCCAGAGGGAGCACCAGCACCUUAAGAUUCUAGACCCCCGGCAUUACAGAAUUGGAGAAAGCGUUCUAGAAGAUGCCAGGCUUGGGCAGGUGGGCGCUAGGGCUACCCGGAGGUCCCACCCUGGAAUGCUAAUUAGCCGACGGUAGGCUUUCAUAAAACCUUCCCUUCUAGAUGCCCUGUCUGCUCAAUUAAUUAAAGAUGCCUGAAUCCGAUGGAAGGAAAGGGAGAGAAGGCAUGGAAAGGAAGAAAAGCUAUUUCCAUUGGAAAUCCAAAUCUUAUUACCAUUCGGACGUCCAUCAAUAUCUGGGAUCAAGAAGCCCUUGGCUUCCUAUUAGGGCUUAUAUUGGAGGGAAAUUCUUAAAGGAUGUUUGGAUCCAUGCCUUGCGUGGGGGUAAUCAGGCAGCCUGGUAACAGGGCUGGCUGGUUCCCUUUUUUGGUAGGAACAUUCAAGACCCAGCAAACUUUAGUAGAAAACCUAUAAUGUAAGAACCAGGAGAGAGAUUGUGAGCGGACAGAAGACCUCAAACUCCCAGGAACCCAGUGCGAGCUGCUGCUUCCGAGUCCUGCCGUGGCUGUGCCCACCCUGCUCUAGACAGGUUAGAGGUGCUGAGAUCACCGCCAACAAAAAGCGAGAGUCGCUGAGAGACGGCGGCCAAGCUGACGCUAAUUUAUGAGGACUGCAAUCAAGGAAACAGGCGGAAAUCGCAGACUGAGGUGUUCUGCUUUGUUUUUAACUCAAGAACAUGCUGUCGGUCGGAUAGCGUCAACUGUCGCACCCCGAUGGCAAAGAGUAGCGUGACCGUCUUAGGAUGUGCAGGCUGGAGAAACUUACUUUUGGUUCAAGAGGGCCUCUUAGCUCUCCCAGACAGGCACCUCAAAAACUGCUAGCAAGUGGCACUGGGAUGCCUCAGCAGGGCCCCUGCUGGGCUUUUUAGAGUUUUCUCCACAUUGUCAACUCCGAGUGACUGUCGCGCCCCUUUUGAAAGUUAAACAACUGGGGCUGCAGACGGAACGACCCCUUUCCAGGUGGCACGCGGGCUUGUCGUGGAGCCUUUCCUCAUCCAGCGGUCCCUGAGAACCUGGGUCUGUCUCUAGACAGCUGUUCUGGUGGCCCAGCUAAGGUGCUAACACCUCCCAGUGGGGUUCACAGCCUUGGUCUGGGCCUUCGGCGGUUGCAGCUUGCAUGAAAAUAGCUGAUGUUAAUCACAUGCAGCGAGCGAGCAACCCACGUAUGAGCCCGGGGUUUUCUUCCAGAAGCACAUCGAGGGUGUGAACCACUCCUUUACCUUUCUGCACCGCCUUAACUAUUCAGGCCAGUCAGAUGGCAAUAGAUACAUAAUCAGUACUCCAAGCGGUUGGUGAAGAGAGUACACGGCACUUGGGCACAAGCAUUCAUGCCAACACGGAGUCUUCUCUGAAGACAGACGCUCGCGCUUUGUCCACAGCGAAGCUUCCCGACUUUCUUUCUUUGGCCUCGCGAUCACGUUCUGGCUGUUCUGAUAGUUGAAUUAUGACCACGUGAUAUUACGUAAAGGCCCAAAACGCCAAGAAGUUUCACGUGAUGGAAACCCUUCACAGAAUUUUCCAAACUUUGCUUUUCUCCUUCCGUUUUCUUUCCUUUCACGGGCGUGUAUAUGUGUAAAUAUGAUUUUGUAUUUGUUACCACCGACACGUAAUCCAUUUCACCGGCUGGGCCUGGCUCGUGCCUAUGUGUUGUACCGUGUAGGCACGGGUUCUCACGGGGGUUAUUUCCCCGUGGGCUCCCCCACGAUGGCGCUGGAGUCAUGCAAACGUUUAAUGUAGGUACAUAAUUGACUUGCCAUUUUACGGUUGAAAUGGUACAUCAGGGUGCCGAAUGGGACGUUACCUUGCAGACGAGAGAGGGUUGAAGGCCUAAAACUAACUUCUAGCCAACGAAAGGGCUGUGCCCCCAGUGAGCCCUGAAUUCAUUUUCUGAGGGAGGUUUGGAUGACAGAAAUCUUUCCUUUCAGAUCAAGGAGUGUAGCAUAUGGUGGCUGAAGCCGAGCCCCUCCGGCGGGACGCCACCUUGCUCUGCAGUGCUCACAGCGGGCUGAAUUACAAGCCAGCUUGUAAACGAAAGGGCUCGGAGCUGUAUUCAGACCCAUUUGGUGUCUAGGGCGCUCUUUCAACCGCCAUCGUUGAAAGCAGACCCAGUGAUCCAGUGUCAGUGUAAACCGUUCCUUUUUCUCGUGUUUUUAUAAAGGGCUUCUGUCUGGGCUGGACCCAGUUCUCACAUAUAGAAGACACUGCGGCAGACGAUUAGGGUCUCUCCACCUUGUAUUCUAUAGUAAGCCAUUGCCCUCAACAUCGCCCAACUGUAUCUGUUAUUUUGAGUUUAACAAACACUGAUUCAUACUAAUAAAUAUUGUAAGUUUUACCA